Molecule: messenger RNA, 4827 nt
Organism: Chenopodium quinoa (quinoa)
Lineage: Eukaryota; Viridiplantae; Streptophyta; Magnoliopsida; Caryophyllales; Amaranthaceae
Product: DNA topoisomerase 2-like
Exons: 19
Coding region: 236-4606 (1456 amino acids)
Biological process (GO): sister chromatid segregation; DNA topological change; resolution of meiotic recombination intermediates
Cellular component (GO): nucleus
Molecular function (GO): DNA topoisomerase type II (double strand cut, ATP-hydrolyzing) activity; ATP binding; DNA binding
Source: RefSeq, a predicted model, not a curated record
CGUGAGUGUAUAAAAAUGCGUGUCACCGUAUUUGUCAGGUGAAUUCAAACAAACUUUCCAAAAUCCCGCCCACAUUUCAAAUUUCAAAUCCUCUAAAACCCUUUUCAAAUUCUCUCGACCGUUACCCCCCUUUCUUCUGCAAAUACCCCUUUUCCCCUUUCUUUCCCCUCUUUCAUUUCCACCCCCAUUUCUCAGACACCAUCUCUGUGUCUUUCUCUCUCCUACAUUCCAAAAAAUGCCUCCGAAAAAGCAACCCCUUCAAACCAGCACCACCGUCAACAUCGAACCAAUGGAUUCCGACCACCUUCCGACCACCGGAAAAACCAUCGAAGAAAUGUACCAGAAAAAAACCCAGCUCGAACACAUCCUCCUUCGACCCGACACUUACGUCGGAUCCAUCGAAAAACACGAACAAUCUCUCUGGGUUUACGACCCAUUGGGUCAAAUGGUCUACCAAAAUGUCAGCUAUGUUCCUGGGCUCUACAAAAUCUUCGACGAGAUCCUCGUUAAUGCUGCUGAUAACAAGCAGAGGGAUCCGAAGAUGGAUCGAGUUGAAGUUGUGAUUAAACAGGAGGAGAAUUUGAUUAGUGUUUAUAAUACUGGAGAUGGUAUUCCGAUUGAAAUGCAUAAAGAAGAAGGUGUUUAUGUUCCUGAAUUGAUUUUUGGCCAUUUGUUGACCAGUUCUAACUAUAAUGAUGACGAAAAGAAGACGACUGGUGGUAGAAAUGGUUAUGGUGCUAAGCUUACUAAUAUUUUCUCUACUGAGUUUAUCAUUGAAACUGCUGAUGGAAAGCGUCAAUUGAAGUAUAAGCAGGCGUUUGGCAACAACAUGUCUCAAAAGGGAGUUCCUGUGAUUCAAAAGUGCAAGGCUGCUGAGAAUUGGACAAAAGUGACAUUUAGGCCAGACUUGUCCAAGUUCCAGAUGACCCAUCUCGAAGAUGAUGUGGUGGCCUUGAUGAAGAAAAGAGUUGUGGACUUGGCGGGAUGCCUGGCUGCGUGUCCUGGAAAGAAAGUAAGAGUGUUUUUGAAUGGAAAUGAGAUCCAGGUGAAGACGUUUCAUGAUUAUGCUCAGCUGUAUCUGAACUCUGCUAACAAUGCUAGAGGAGUUGAACUACCCAGGAUUGACAAUAACACUAAAGAAGAUAUGAAUCCAAGGUGGCAGAUCUCUGUCAGUCGCAGUGACGGGCAAUUUCAACAGGUCAGCUUUGUCAACAACAUAAACACGAUCAAAGGUGGGACUCAUGUCGAUUACAUAACAGCCCAAAUAACCAAAUGUGUGAUUGAUGCUGUUAAGAAGAAGAAGAAAGGUGCAAACCUCAAGCCACAUAUUGUGAAGAACCAUUUGUGGGUGUUUGUCAAUGCUCUUAUUGACAAUCCUGCAUUUGAUUCUCAGACAAAGGAAACCCUAACAACUCGCACAAACAGUUUUGGUACUACUUGUGAAUUGUCAGAAAAGUUCUUGAAGAAAGUGGUGGAAACUUCUGGUGUGGUGGAUAACCUCCUUGAAUGGGCUGACCUCAAGCAGUCCAAGGAACUAAAGAAAACUGAUGGGUCCAAGACAAGAAGGUUACUUGAUGUCCCUAAACUAGAAGAUGCCAAUGAGGCCGGAGGUAGCAAGUCUCACUUAUGCACUUUGAUUCUCACUGAAGGAGACUCAGCAAAAGCACUUGCUAUGUCUGGGCUCUCUGUUGUUAAGCGAGACUAUUAUGGUGUGUUUCCUCUGCGAGGAAAAUUGCUAAAUGUAAGGGAAGCAAGUGCUAAGCAGAUUACAGAAAAUGCGGAGAUUAAUAAUCUGAAAAAGAUUCUUGGGCUCAAGCAGGGAGAAAAGUAUGACAAGGAUAACAGUAUAAAGUCAUUGCGAUAUGGACAUCUAAUGAUCAUGGCUGAUCAGGAUCAUGAUGGUUCCCACAUCAAGGGGCUUAUAAUAAACUUUAUUCAUACAUUCUGGCCUCCAUUGCUGAGGAAUCCUUCCUUCAUGCAAGAGUUUAUUACCCCUAUAGUGAAGGCAAUUAAAGGAGAAGGGGAUAAAAAACAGGUUAUAGCUUUCUAUACCAUGCCUGAGUAUGAAGAGUGGAUCAGAAGCAUGGGAAGUAAUUUGAAAAGUUGGACCAUUAAGUACUAUAAGGGGUUGGGAACAAGUGACGCAAAUGAAGGAAAGGAGUACUUUUCAAAUCUCGAGAGGCACAGAAAGAUUUUCUGCUGGGAAAAUGACAAUGAUGGCAGUGCGAUUGAGCUGGCCUUUAGUAAGAAGAAGAUUGAAGCCAGGAAGGAUUGGCUUCGGGAAGACGAGGUUGGAAAUUUCCUCGAUCAUAACGAAGAAAUAAUUAAGUACAGUGAUUUUGUCCAUAAGGAACUGAAACUGUUUUCUAGAGCAGACCUUCAAAGAUCAAUCCCAUCCAUGGUAGAUGGGCUGAAGCCAACACAGAGGAAAGUCCUUUUUGCUGCAUUUAAGAAAAACUUGAUCAAUCAGGCAAAAGUUUCUCAGUUCAGUGGUUACGUAUCUGAGAAAUCAUCUUAUCAUCAUGGCGAGGCGAGUAUACAGAGCACAAUUGUUGGCAUGGCACAGAAUUUCGUUGGAUCCAAUAACAUCAAUCUUUUCAUGCCCCAUGGACAGUUCGGAACGCGUAACAUGGGUGGAAAAGAUGCUGCCAGCCCCAGAUAUAUACACACAAAGCUUACUGAAAUCACAAGAUUCCUGUUUCCCAAGGAUGACGAUAUGUUACUCAACUACUUAAAAGAUGAUGGCUUGACCAUUGAACCUCAAUGGUACAUGCCAAUAAUACCAACAGUUCUUGUCAAUGGAUCUGAAGGUAUUGGAACGGGUUGGAGUACAUUUAUUCCCAAUUAUAAUCCCAGAGACAUCAUUGCAAACAUCAGGCGUUUGCUAAACGAUGAGCCUUUGGUGCCUAUGGAUCCUUGGUACAAUAAUUUUAAGGGAACUAUCCAAAAAACUGCAAGGAAAGACACUGGAAUCACCUACACUGUUACUGGAAUUAUUGAGGUAGUUAAUGAAAGCAGCAUAGAUGAUCACAGUGUAGGUGAUGUAACUCUUAUAAUCACUGAGCUGCCGAUUCGGAAGUGGACCCAAGAUUAUAAGGACUUUUUGACGUCCCUUGCCAAGGAAGUGGAGAAGGGCAAGGAGCCAUUUGUCAAGGACUUUUGGGACAAUAGUACUGAUGACACUGUAAAAUUUGAGCUUUUAUUAACAAGGAAAAAUUAUAACCUUGCCAAGGAGGAGGGCUUGUUGAAGAAGUUUAAGCUCACAAGUACCCUCAGCACUAAUAACAUGCACCUCUUUGAUGAAGAAAAUAAGAUCGUUAAAUAUGAAUCUCCUGAAAAGAUUCUUGAGAAGUUCUAUCCGAUGAGAUUUGUAUACUAUACUAAAAGAAAGGAACAAAUCUUGGAGACAUAUCAUGCUGAGUUGGUGAAGAUAUCAAACCAAGUUAGGUUUAUCUUGGCAGUAGUAGAAGAUGAUAUUGUGGUGUGCAAGAGGAAGAAGGCGGAAUUGGUCAAUGAAUUGCGGCAGAAAGGGUUUGAUCCUAUCCCCAAGAAAAAAUCUGUUGAGUCAGCUGUUGUAGGUGCCACUGAUAAUAACGAUGAGACAGAGGAUCAGGAAGUCAGCGCUGAGAAUACUACAUCUACUGCUGACCAUUUGAGCGAUUAUGAUUAUCUGCUGUCCAUGACAAUAGGAAACUUGACUUAUGAGAAAGUGCAGGAGCUUUGUGACAAUAAGGAAAAAGUCAAAGAGAAAAUUGAACUGUUGAACAAGGAAACUGAAAGGUCUUUGUGGUCAAGGGAUCUUGAUGCUCUUGAGAAAGCUCUUCUUGAGAAGGAAAUAAGAGAAGAGAAGGAGGCCAAAAAGGCCAUGGAAAAAGUGAAAGCUUCUGCCCAAAAAGCGAAUAAGUCACGUAAGCAAAACAGGAAUGUGAGCAAAGCCAAAACUGUCAGUGACUCGAAUUUAGAUUCAGAAUAUCAGCCAGAGCAAGUAAAGGGAAAAGGCAAGGCAGGUCCCAGGAAGGCUCCAGCUAAGAAGCAAGCCAAGCCAACUGUUGUAGAUGAGGAAGAAGAGGAAGACAUUCCUUCUCUAAGCCAACGGCUUGCUGCCUCUCACUUGGAUUCUUCUCCAGAAAAAUCUGCUGAAAUGGAAACUGAUACCCCAAAAAAGGCUGAUGCCAAGAAGCAAUUUGCUGCAGUUGAUGAAAUAUCAGACAAUGAUGAUGACAUUGACCUUGAAAUUACAAAACCAGCUCAGAAAGGAAGGGGUAGACCUGCAAACCGCAAGGAACCCAAGCAAGCCGCUGUUACAAAAAAGAGGGGGCCUGUCAGUAAGAAAUCUCAAGCAGGGCAAAAGUUGAUAACUGAUACCUUCAAGGCUUCAGAUACAACUGAUACAUCUCCUGAGCAGAAGGUCAGGAGGAUGAGGCCUUUAGUCUUUUCUUUGGAUAGUAUUGAUGAAGCCAUGCCGGCAAGGCCUAGACCACAGCGAGCAAACAGGAAGCAGAUGACAUAUGUUCUGAGCGACUCUGAUAGCGAUGACUCUGAGCAGCCAGUGUCUGACAAUUUUUCUGAUGCGGAAGAUGAUGAUGAUGAUUCUGAAUUUGAAUAGGCAGUACAUCCACAUGAAAAUAUGCUAGUUUUCUAAUUGUAUAAUUUAACUUUAGUCUUGUGUUCCUGACUGCUUGUCAAACAAAUGCUGUUAUGGUGAACAAAUACAUUAGUUGUACCUAAAAGCUGUUGUACAACUUGUUGUAUGCAGAAUACACAGUUGUACAUAUUGAAAGAUGGCAAUUUCGGCAUGAAACAAAUUAACCCGAACCUGUUUGAUCC